Microthlaspi erraticum is the source of this 1977-nucleotide messenger RNA. The record is from the annotation of a GenBank genome assembly. Lineage: Eukaryota; Viridiplantae; Streptophyta; Magnoliopsida; Brassicales; Brassicaceae.
AUGAGGACAAGCGGUGACGUCUACGGAGCAGAUGCCGGUUCUUCGAGAAGUGAAGAAGAAAGAGGGUUUCAAGAGGAAGACGACUUUCCCGCGAGCCCGAUGAGAAAUCGCCAAGACGAUUCAAAUCCACGACCUGGCUCUCAGAGAUUCGUCAAAACCUCCAGAAAAGAGGAAGAGACUAUAAACUCUAAUUACGAUGCAGAUUCGUCUCCGAAGAAGACGACCAGAAACAACCCAAUCCAAUACACAGGUCAACAACAAGCGGAGCUGUUUAGAAAGCUCGAUUCCAUAAAAGGUCAUCUCCUCCGUGGUGGCAAUGAUAACCCCAAAAAUAACUCAGAGCAGCCACCACCACCGCCAAUGGGUUUCCAUGGUCAUGGACCUCCGUAUUACAAUCCAUUUCCCUAUGGAAUGUAUCCUCCUCCCACGGCUCACAUUCCACCUUACGGAGUCCCAAUGCAGGGGACACCUCAGAAUUGGUAUCCAGCAGCAGGAGCAGGAGCAGGUCCUUACCCAAAUCAGAUGCAGCCUCGUCCUCCGUAUCCUCAAGGACAGUACGUUGAUAUUGGUUCUGAUAUACUCGACCCUCACUUACAUGAUCCUAGAUUCUUUCCGGUUACGCCGAGCCGGUACGGUGGUGAUGUCCCGAUUAGCCCGGUUUCGCAUCACGGAGAGAGGCUUGGACCACUUAGUCCACACGGUGGUGGCGUUCAAGGUCAUCCCACGAGGUGGCCUAGUGGAAGCAGUUCCGAAACGGGCGGUGGUGCUUUUGCUCGUGGCUAUGUUCAAAAGGCUGUGUGGGAUACUGAUUCCCGUCGUUGCCAUCCUCUAGCAGGCGGUGCGCCUUUCGUAGCUUGUCACAGUUGCUUUGAGCUUCUCUAUUUGCCUAAGAGGAAGCUUCUUGUUCACGAAAUGCAACACAAGCUGCAGUGUGGUGCUUGCUCUGAGGUCAUCAGUUUCACCAUCGUUGAUAAGAAGCUUGUCUUCUCUUCUUCUGGAGAGGUUGAAGACAGAAUAAGCGCAGUGGUAGCUGAUCGUCCACUUAAGGAUGAGGAACCAAGAACACACCGGGAAACUAAAUUUGUUCAGGCUGUGUUGCCUAGUGAACACUCAGAUGAUGAAGAAAGAUCAAGCAUUUCUAGCGAACCGCAAAGAGAGGUUGUCAAGUCUGUUCGCCGCAGGGAAAAAGGCGGGAAAGUUCCUCCUCCAAGUCCUGGUCCUCGUGCUGCUCCUCCUGAAAACUCCAAUCUUCUUGAGCUCUUUGAGUAUUCUAAUGUAAACCGAGCUGCAAUCACUUACGGAAUGGCGCAGCUAGGGUACCAUAAGCAAGAGUCAUACGUGAAACAAGACUCGUUGAAAGCAGAAUCAGUAGCUACUGAGGCAGAUAUUUCUUACAAUGGGUACUAUAAUAACACUGAGGUGUCUGAAGAAGUUUCAAGGGUCUCAAAAGGCAGUAAAGAAGAGAGCAGACCAAGAAACCGAAAGGAGAGUAGUGAUUACAAUUAUUCGGAGGUCACAAAUGAAACUAUCGAGCAGUUAGAGGUUUGGGUGAAUGGGCAUCUAAUACCGGAAGAUCUGGUUAUCAGCGCCGAGAAACAAGCUGGACCUGUUCAAGCUGGCAAGUACUGGUAUGAUUACCGUGCUGGAUUCUGGGGAGUAAUGGGAAACCCUUGUCUCGGUAUCAUACCGCCGUUUAUCGAAGAGUUCAGUCGUCCAAUGCCGGAUAACUGCGGUGCAGGAAACUCGGGAGUGUUUGUGAACGGAAGAGAGCUUCACGAGAGAGAUCUUGAGUUGCUUUCACGUAGAGGUCUUCCUCGAGACAAGAACCGUUCUUACAUCGUUGAUAUAGCAGGAAGAGUUCUUGAUGGAGACUCUGGUGAAGAGCUUAAGAGUCUUGGCAAAUUAGCUCCAACGAUUGAGAAGGUCAAGCAUGGAUUUGGCAUGAGAGUUCCAAGGUCACUAGCUUCAUCAGCUUGA